AUGGACAAGAAAAUUGCAGCAUUGGUUGGAAAUGGCACUUGGGAUUUGGUGGACUUACCUAGAGGGAAGAAACUCAUUGGAUGCAAAUGGGUAUUCAAGGUGAAGUUAAAAGCUAAUGACUAUGAAGAAGCAUUCAGUCUAGCUGUGAAAAUGAACACCAUUAGAUGUCUAAUUGCCUUAGCAGCUUGUAAAGGAUGGGAUCUGUUUCAACUGGAUGUGAAUAAUGCUUUUUUACAUGGUGACUUGAAGGAAGAGGUCUAUAUGAAAGUGCCAGAGGGGUUUGAUAACCCAGGAAACAAAGUGUGCAAGUUGAGAAAGUCCAUAUAUGGCUUGAAGCAAGCUUCAAGACAAUGGUUUGAGAAACUGGUCAGCUCCUUAAUUGAUAUGGGUUUUGAACAAUCAAAAAAUGAUUACAGCUUAUUCAUUAAGAGAAGGAAUGGGUUUAUUUGUGUAGCUGCAGUUUAUGUUGAUGACAUAAUUCUAACAGGAAAUGAUACUGAUGAUAUGACUUGUUUGAGAAGUGAUUUGCAUAAUAAGUUUACUAUAAAAUAUCUUGGCAGACUUAGUUAUUUCCUUGGGAUUGAAGUUGGUUACACUUCUGAUGGCAAUCUGCUCAGUCAAAAGAAGUUUACCAAGGAAUUAACUCUUAAUUGUGGCUUACCUUUGAAGUCUAGAGCUGUUACACCUUUUCCAUUGGGUCUGAAACUACAGCUUGGUGAUCCUUUACCAGAUGCAGAGCAAUACAGGUCAUUAGUUGGGAAGCUGAAUUUCUUAACCCAUACAAGACAUGAUUUGUCUUUUGCAGUUCAAUCUUUGAGUCAGUUUAUGCAACAGACUUAUUCUUCUCAUUUACAGGCUCCUAUUCAUACUCUAAGCUAUGUUGCUAAUACAGAAGGCCAGGGAAUCUUGCUUAGAGCUUCUGAUCACAUCUCAUUACAUGCUUUCUUUGACUUGGAUUGGGCUAGUUGUGUGGACUCCAUGAGAUUAGUCACUGAAUAUGUUCUUCUUGGGAAAUCUAUUGUUGCUUGGAAGUCAAAGAAGCAAGGUUUGGUAUCCAAAUCCUCAGCUGAAGUAAAAUAUAGAGCAAUGGCAAUAUUAGCUUCAGAGGUUACAUGGACAGUCAGGUUGCUUUGA
Chenopodium quinoa (quinoa) is the source of this 1134-nucleotide messenger RNA. RefSeq lists its product as uncharacterized. The transcript has 2 exons. Lineage: Eukaryota; Viridiplantae; Streptophyta; Magnoliopsida; Caryophyllales; Amaranthaceae. The coding region runs from base 1 to 1134 and encodes 377 amino acids. The record is from RefSeq and is a predicted model, not a curated record.